ACAUUGCGUUCUGUAACCAACAUGUGGCUUGGCAAAACGUAAACAACGAGGUUUUUAGCUAAUUCCAAAUUAAAAUGACUCGUACAAAGAAGAAAGUGGAGAUUGUGUUUGAUCCCCAAAAACGCAAAGACUUUUUGACAGGCUUUCGAAAGCGAAAGAACGAGCGCCGCACACGGGCCAAAACGGAAUUGGAGCGCAAUCUCAAGGAGGAGCACAAACGCAUCCGGCAGGAGGUAAAGGAUGGCUUCAAGCAUCUGAAGAAAUCCUUCGAACCACUGCGCGAACUCACCGACGAGGAUAAGAUUGAAGGUGUCCAGCAAGCCGCCUACGAAGAUGAUGAAGUCCAAGUCAAGAUAGUGGAGCUGUCCACGAACGAUUUGGCAGCGCAACGCAAUAUGCUUGGUGCCAACAUAGCCGACGGCAGCGAGGACGAAACGGCGCCGCCGCAGGAGAGCGAGGAUGACGAGCAAGAAACCAAUCUAAUACCAGGCAUGGACUUCGAUGUGAAUGCCAAACGUAGACGUAAAGCGCCCGCAGACGAUGAGGAAGACAACAGGAAGGCGGCCGGAACUAAAGCUGGUGAUGCUGAAAUCAAAAGCAAAAAGGAUCUAGACAGGCUGAUGAAAACGAAAACGCUGAAGAAAAUCAAAAAGAGCAAACUGUUCAAACAGAAGGAACGCAUGGACAAAAAAGCUAACCUGCAGCGGGCGAAACGUGAUCGCAACAAUACCAUCCGGAGCGUGCCCAAGCAUCAGCGCAAGCAGCUGAAGCAUGGCAAGCCGCCGGCUGCCCAGACACGCUAUCGCAAGGGUCGCCUGAUGAACAAGAAGGAGAUGCGUCGCAAGCGCGGUGGAGGAGGCGGCGGCGGCGAUUAGCGUUUGCCAAAAGGUCGACUUACUAAUUUAGCAUAUACAUCUAAAUAUAGUAUAUAUAUUAAUGUAUUCUUAUUCUUUGUGGUUUUACGGUUUAUUCACUAUUACACUAAUUUGAUCGAAAUAAACUGUAUAAUAUAAUUUCGCUAA
Molecule: messenger RNA, 1022 nt
Organism: Drosophila virilis
Lineage: Eukaryota; Metazoa; Arthropoda; Insecta; Diptera; Drosophilidae
Gene: vito
Product: nucleolar protein viriato
Cellular component (GO): nucleolus
Molecular function (GO): rRNA binding
Source: RefSeq, a predicted model, not a curated record